Portunus trituberculatus (swimming crab) is the source of this 4793-nucleotide messenger RNA. Its product is annotated as fibrous sheath CABYR-binding protein-like. NCBI's taxonomy places the organism in Eukaryota, Metazoa, Arthropoda, Malacostraca, Decapoda, Portunidae. The record is from RefSeq and is a predicted model, not a curated record. The transcript has 12 exons. Bases 483 to 2045 code for a protein of 520 amino acids.
GGUGAGGGCCUUGCUGCGAGUGUGAGGGUGAACAAGAUGAGAUAAGAGAUGAAGAUGGUGAGGAGCGAAUACCUACACAACCACCACCACCACUUUCCCCACCACCACCACCCAAUGAACCCUCACCAGCUGACGGAGACGGUGAAGGAGGCAGCCACACACCCCGCAGCACCCUACAAGACCCUGAACAGAGGAACUCAACACCGGUAGAAGAGAAGAGGAAAGAGACAGAGGAACACCACAACAAGAACGAGUCACGGCACAGCACAGCAGGAGGAACUGAAGGAGGCGGUGACGAGGAGAGACUUCCUGGCUACUUCCCUGAGGUGGUGUGGCGGGAGGUGACGGUCGAGGAUAAGCUGGAGGAGGAUAUUGGCGGUGAAGGACAGGCUGGGCAGUUUCUGAGGGAGGCUGAGGAGAGGCUGCGGCAACAUGACCUUCGGCAGCGCAUCCUGGAUAAGCUGGUGGAUAGGCUGCAGGUGAUGAUCCGCGGCGGUGUAGGCGAUGGAGGUGGUGCAGGUGACGUGGCCGCGGUGUCUGGGGAGCGCGCGGCAGCAGAGGAAUGGCACCGCGAAGAUGAGCAGAAGCAAGAGGAGGAGGAGGAGGAGCAGGACGUGAAUUCUCAGUGGUUGGUGGAGGCGACGCGGGAGGUGCUGGCGGAGGUGGUGCGCGAGAGGCUGGCCGCCGCCCGGAGAGAGGCUGAAGCUUUGAAUGCCCAGACGGAACAACCAUCACCUCCUACAAUGCCUAGCGGGGGUGAGGAGAGCGCAUCAUCCCCUCCACCCUCCCCCUCUCACUCCCCCUCACCCUCCUCCUCACCUUCACCCCCCGCUGAGUUCCCUUCCAUGCAACCCUCUACCCCCAUGCAACCUUCUCCCACCCAUGCCCCUUCCAUACACCCCCCUCCUGUACCCACACCACCACCUCGCUCCCCACCACCCAGAACCCCGUCCCUUUCACCCCCACGGAGGCAGGACACCCCUCCCAAACCUCCCCUCACCCCACAACUAUCUGUAGAAGAUGAGGAAAGGAGAGAACCAGUCCCUACCCCACCUGCCUCUCCCGCAGCCUCCCCUCCCCCAGUACCCGAGGCCCCACGGACACCACCCCGCACCCCAACACCUCCAAAGUACAAGCCUCAGAUCCCCAGUCCACAAGGCACCCCAGAGAAGUCCCUUAGCUAUGUCAAGGGUCCUGUGCAACCUGUCAGCCCUCCUUCACCUCCUUCUGCAGCGUCUCCGUCAGUAGGUGUGGGUCUUGUAGUGCCCGUGAAGACACCCUCGCCCUCUGACGUCCCUCCGAUACCUGACGGCGCCGCAGCUGGGGAUUACGUCACGCUAGUUAGUCAGGGCACUCAAGCGGACUAUAUUGCAAGGGUACCAGUGUGUGUGGGUGAAGGUAUAGCUGUGGGUGAUGAGGGCGUGGGUGGUGAGGGUGUACGAAGCGUCACGUCACCUGAGACACCCUCCGUCGUGUGUCACUCAUCGCUGGACGUGACUGCCUCGUCUUUAGCUGAGGUUCCAGACAUCUCCUGCCAGUGUAUAUCUGAAGGGGAGGUGCUUGUGUCGUCAGUCGGGGAGCCAGGCGAGUGUCCCCCUGCCCAGCGUCUGCCGUCCCUGAUGCGUGGGGUGUCCUGUGUCUCGUCCUCAGUGUGUCAGUCUUGUGAACUGGAACAUGUAUCAGAGGGAGAGAUAGAGAGUGAAGGAGUGAUGGAGGAAGGAGAGGAAGAGGAGGAAGGGGAGGUGAUGGAGGAAAGUAGAGAACAAGACGUACAAACCAGUGAGGAAGGAACAGUCCACCGACACACACAAAGUUCUGCUGUGUCCGUGGUGGUGGAUGAAAGUUUCUCCAUCGGUGAGGCGGCGGUGAGGUGCGAUGCGGUAGGCGAAGGACGUGACCCAGCCUUCCUUGAUCUUCAGCGACGCAACGAGGAGCUGAUGAAGAGACUCGGGCAGUUUGGGUCCUUCUCCUUCCUCUUAAAGUCUACUUCGUUACAGCAGGAAUCCUCUUCCUCCGCCUCUUCCUCUCCGUUUUCUCACUCUUGAUUUGUCGUGUUGUUGUUUAGUUUGUAUACGUGGUAGUGUCUUGUCUUCCUUCCUUGUGUGUGUGUGUGUGUGUGUGUGUGUGUGUGUGUGUGUGUGUGUGUGUGUGUGUUUAGUCUUGCAGUUUUUUUUAUUCUCAUUGAAAUUAGAGUCUAUAAUGCUCUGUUUUGGGUUUUAUCUGGGAAUUUUGCACGUAGUUAUAAUAGUCACGAUGUUCUGAGUCUCGCUAUUCGAAGUGUUUUUAAUCAGGGAAUGGUUGUAAUGUGCUUUGAAGUACUGGCUCGUCCGUGUCUUCCGCUCGUCCCUUUCGUCAGCUGAUGUUCAUGGUGAGUUAGGCUGAGAGGUUUCUUUUAUAAUAUCUAACUUCCGUCCUCUCUCUAUCUCAUGUCCGUCCUUUCUUUAGGUGAUUGGUAAAGACUGUGCAGGGUUUACCUUAGUGCGUCGCCUCGGUAGUUGCCUUGUUCACCCGCACAGCGAGAUUACUCACUUAAGAUGGUUAUAAUUCACGGUGAGUUGGCAUAUUUAGCUACUAGUUCGAAGAUUAUAUGUAUGUGUUUCAUAAUUUGAGUUACACUGGUUCAUAAUGUGUUCACUAGAGUUCUUGUCGUUUUUAAUGUUAGAGUAACAAUGGUUUUAAUGGGAGAGUUACAAUGUGUAGUUGCCUUACUGAGCCACUGACCGUCGUGAUUAGAAAGGGAACGUGCCAUUUAUAUUAUACAUGAUGGUUUUUAGCAAUAGUAAGAGGAGUUUUUAUUUAUUAAUUAAACUUUGAUGUGUUUUUUUUUAGUCUACAAUAGAGUUAGUUUGCUGCGUGAACCACAGACUGAGGCUUUGUCGGAAUGGUGGUUGCCUCGUUGCCUUGUGACGUCAUGAUGCCUUGCAAAUCUCUUGAAACUUGAAUUUUAUCUGUGAUUUUGUAGGAAGUAUCACAAAAUGUAAUUUUGUACUACUUGAUGCACGUCUGGUUCCUGCUCAUCGUCGCUGAUCGAGUGUCUUCGUAUUUUUAGACGGAAAAAACACGAGAAGCUUCCACUCAGUGAUAACGCGAGUCAAACAACUUGCCUCGCACAUGUAGCCGCGGCGAUCAUUGCUUGCUAACCGGAAUUAGUCUGUAUCACCAACUAUUUUCUGUAUUAACAUGUAUUCUGUAGAUAUUUUAAACCUAACACGUCUUCAAUGUACAAAAAGAGAUGGGCUAAGAGUAAAAAUUGGAGGCUCACGUGAUAUCUGGCAAUUCAGUCCACCGCCCACCGCCCACCACCACCUACUCCCCCCACACGGCAUUCGUCCACUCAGCGACAAAGAGGCCGGGGAGCAGCAGCAGGAUGUGGGUGGACAGCUGGCGCCUUCCUAUGUCACCCAGCUGUGUUGUGACUGGUGAUGAGCCGAGCAUACCAGCGUCACCACCACGUCCUGCACUCCACGCCACGCCACAACACUCUGGACUAUCUGGGAAGAACACUUUGGUGAUCACAAUGUCGCCGGUGCUGAGAGUCUGACAGCUGGUGUCAGCCCUGCUGGCGGAGGACUGGGGCGAGGCACCUCCGUGCUGGUGGUGCGGCACAGUGUUGGGGGAGGGGGAGGGGGCAGAGACAUGGCACGGGCAGCAGCAGGGCGCCGGUGGGCUGAUGCUGGCCGGCGCUGCAGGGGAGGACGCCCCGGAGCCCUGAGUGGCGGCCGCCAGGAUGGCCUCCAAGCGGUCAAUCUUCUCGAGGCGGUCCAUGGCCUCGUUGCUCAGCACCUGGUCCACCAUGUUCAUGCUGGUGGUGAGGGACGGGGAGCCGCCGUACCCGUCCACCUCUGCCUCGCCAUUACAGCGUGGGGACAGCAGGCCGCCGCCGGACCCCCCUGACCCCCCAGAGCCCACGCUGCUCAGGCUGGGGAACUCGGCAUCCUCCAUUCCCUCGCGGUCGUCAUCGUCGUCGUCAUCGCUAUUGUCGUCCUCGUCCUCCCCAUUCUUGUCUGGAGAUUCGUCCCUGGUGGAGGAGAGACGGUCAGCGAGUGUGUCAUGGAGGGAAGGAUGACCACCUACUACCACACUUGCCACACAGGCAGGCGUUCCAGCUUUUUGGCGACUUUGUACGAGCCUUCCAGCUUCUCCCGUUCCUCAUCGCUCAGCUCAAGAUACCUGCGGGACACAAGUGUUAGUUUCCGCCACCAGCCUCACACUCACUUUAACACAAGGAUUCCAGUACAGUGUGUUGAGAUAUGUGUGAGGCAGCAGGAGGGACAGAGUCAGUCCUGCAAGGAGGAGUUGCUUGCUAUUCUACACAUCAACCAAUGCCUCUACUGUGCUGCUGCUGCUGUACAUUCAUUAUUAGCAUAGUCACCAGUCCUCACCAUGAUACACCACCACCACCACCAGCAGGACAUGGUAGAGCUUGGUGUGUGUGUGUGUGUGUGGCGCUGACUGACCUGAGCUGAUGUCUUCCAAUUGGCAUCACCUUCACUGCCUUCAGCUGUGGCACCUGACCUUGCUGACAGAGUGCUCACUGCUUGUCUUUUAUUCACUUCAUCCCUUCACUUGCCAGGGACUUCCUUCAUGCUGGGACCACUGUGGAUGCUGUCACUGCUGCUGCUGCUGCUAUCCCCACCACCCCCAAGAGAGCCCUGAUCCCUGCCAUUACUGGUGUGUUAGACUCAUUAGCUGGCUGUGAUGCUGGUGAUGAGCUGCAGUUGUGUAUUAAGAGUUCAAAGGACUCCCAGACUUUAUUAUUUUUAUUUUUUUUUUAAUAAAAUUUUUCUGCCAAA